UGAAAAACAAUCAGUUUAGCAUUCGUCUUCGGUCUGAGAUCAUGCUUUCGAGGUUGUUCUUGUUGGUGGCGCUAGGCGUUCCGGUGGCUUUGGCUGCUGGAAUUUGCCAAACCGUGUUCAAAGACCCGAACUCAGAAGAACGGCCCUUCUUCCGGGUAUUUGAAGGGCAAGGCGUAGAAAUUUAUUACCCCAAACGAAACGCACAGCAGGAGAUGUUUGGAAUAAAGAUUUACAAAAAUCAAGAUCUGCGCAAGAAAGAUUUGCACUGUGAUCUUUGCGUGAACACAACACUCGUCGAGGAUGGAUGCUUCAAGAUUAAAAGCACUCUGCUGAGCGUGGAGAUAAGAGAUGUGCUAAAAUACGUUACACUUAGCAAGUUUUCGGGAAAUCCCGACGUGAAGGUUGCCGCUUCUAAGAAGGUCGAAUUUAACGAUUAUGUCAUUCCGUCUAGAUGCGAUUGCCGUAGCGUACCGAUUGGCGGUUGCAAAAAAGCGUCGCAAAAAAUAACUGAAUAUAGACCGCUGUUCAAGUUCCACGAAUCUUCCGGAUUUGCGGCGUAUAUUCCGAAAGCAUCGUCCACGGCUUCGUUAGGCCUGCAGGGGCUUAAAAAUAGCAAUUUCGUUCGUGGCGGAGGACAGCAAAAACUUGAUUUGAAUGUUGAUUCGUUGGUCGAACGGGAUGGUUGUUUCGUUUACGAUUCUACUACGGCAUCCAGUGCUGGACCGAAAUUUGCCUUGGGGGAUCAUUUAAAUUUUGUUGUGACCGGAAAGAAAAUCGGGGGCGAAAAAAUUCGUACCGAUCCCAGGAAGGUGUUUCUCACCGACUACUUCAUCCCAUCAUCGUGUACUUGCCAGCCAGAGUCAUCGAAUGUGGUCAAGCCACAGAAAGUUUCCCGGAAUUGAGCGUACAUUCCCUAUAGUGGCAGCCAGUACUUUUCGAAGUUUAAAUUUCCCGACCAGUCAAUCGCAGUGUCAGAUUAGUAUCAACUCAAAAAUGUGCGAAACUUGACGUUGAAAUUUUGCGGUCAUGCAACAGAGAGAAUAUUUCCCUCAUCGCAUCGGUCAGCCAAGGGCAGAUAAGAGGAUUAAUUUUCAAAACUUCACUGUACCAGCUACCAUUUUUUUCUGCUCUUUUGAAGGUAACUGAAGCUGUCAUAAUAAAGAUAUCCUGGAAAA
Messenger RNA from Uranotaenia lowii, 1175 nucleotides. RefSeq lists its product as uncharacterized. The record is from RefSeq and is a predicted model, not a curated record. NCBI's taxonomy places the organism in Eukaryota, Metazoa, Arthropoda, Insecta, Diptera, Culicidae. Gene Ontology annotation, molecular function: carbohydrate binding. The coding region runs from base 42 to 902 and encodes 286 amino acids. The transcript is spliced from 3 exons.